This is a messenger RNA of Branchiostoma floridae (Florida lancelet), 2139 nucleotides long. RefSeq lists its product as uncharacterized. Lineage: Eukaryota; Metazoa; Chordata; Leptocardii; Amphioxiformes; Branchiostomatidae. The transcript is spliced from 16 exons. The coding region runs from base 1 to 2139 and encodes 712 amino acids. The record is from RefSeq and is a predicted model, not a curated record. Gene Ontology annotation, cellular component: nucleus.
AUGUCAUGGCUGGGCUCAUCUGAUUGGUUGUCAGGUCCAGGCUCAUCAGAAUUGUCGGGAAACCCAGCGACCUACAUCGCCACAAAGGCGCGCCACCGGAGGGCAGAAACAGUAGAUCGCUGUGGGGCCAGGCGGAACUCUGCUCCAGAAGAGGACGGAAAGUCCACCGGUGGCAAGAAGCUGACCAGAGAGCUGCGGAAUCUCCUCCCACAUUCUGAUGAGAAGCCACACCAGACUGUGGAGACCCUGUUGGAAGACAUGCUGGUUGGAACCAAGCCCAGGCAGCCGAAACCUCUAAACUCUGCACCCGACAAGCCAACAGUCACUGUAGCUGCUGACACCAAGAAGAGUCGUGCCCGGUCCAGUAAAAGGUCCACAUCUUCAUCCUCAUCCUCAACAAGCAGUAGCAACAACAACAACAACAACAGAAAAACGGGCCCCACCCCCAGCUCUGAGCAGAAGGACAGCUACUGUAACAGGCGGAUAGCCUUACCUGGGACUCAGCAGGAAGAUGCUGUCAUCGGUGGCGAAAACGUUUUUCUGCGUCCGGAGGGAGAGAACGCUGAUGACAUAGCCCUGAUGAGGAAACGCAGUAGCAGUUGUUACGAACGGUUCUUCAUCAAAAGGGCAGUCAUCAAUGAGGCCUGCCCAGACCUCUACAAGUAUACCCCCUGCAGCACUGCCCUGCCCCGGAAAUACUGUCCACACAACUGGCAGGAGGAGAAGUGGUAUUAUGAGGAGACCAUUACAUAUAGUUAUCUCAAGAUACAGGAGGACGACAGAGACUACCUUCAAGUAAAAGUUGUAAAACUGCAAAAAGUGAAGGACUUACCUCAAAUAGUCAAGUGGAUGCCUGGCGACUGUGAAUCUGUCCCACCUCUACAAUGGAACAAUGACGCAGCCAAAAGCAAACAGCCAAGCAGGACUGCUGUUUCUUCUGACAUUAACGGACAGCACAGGGCCAGGGAUCACAGCUCUCCUGACACCCCUUCAGAAAUCCCUGGAAACACUGACAAGAUGGGACAGCACUCUGCUGUAACUGACAGAAGACAGCCAAGUAUGGCUGCUGUUUCUUCUGACAGCAAUGGACAGCAGAGGGCCAGGGAUCACAGCUCUCCUGACACCCCUUCAACAAGCCCGGGGAACACUGACAAGAAGGGACAGCACUCUGCUGUAACUGACAGCAGACAGCCAAGUAGUGCUGCUGUUUCUUCUGACAACAAGGAACAGCAUAGGGCCAGGCAACGCAGCUACCCUGAGACCCCUUCAACAAGCCCUGUUGUUUGUCUGGAUGACAGCACAGACUCUGAAGUGAUACCGCUGAGUCCUACUGUGCUGGACAGCGAUAGCGAGAAAACAGAUGUCGGAGACCAUCCCCACGAGUAUGAAGAGACGUCCCCCACGCGCUGCCCUGACACGUCCACUACGCUUGUGGAAGUGAGCAGUGAGGAUUGGGAGGUGACAGGAACUCCCUACGAGUUUGAGGAGUCUCCAAGCAGUCCCACCAUGGAAAAUCCCGGAGCAGCAGCGGAGCCAUCCGCCGCCUCUCCCCCCACAGUCACAAGCACGUCAGCAUCCUGCUUCAGGAACCCCAGGGACUGGGAGAGUCCAUCACGGCCGUGGGGGGUGAACGUGAACACCUUCAGAGUCUACCUGCAGACCCUGAUCAGCUACUCACUGGAUCCCAGCUUCCUGGAUGAAAUCGAGAGGGAAGGGGAUGAAUAUUUCCUGUUGGCCUUGAAGAUGGUCGACAGGAAACUGAGGGAGGCCAAGAACCAGGUCAAGCGGAGGGCGACCUUUGACCCGCAGUUCAAGGCAUGUGUUGAGAGGUAUCCGUAUCUGUACACAGAGUCCAAUGGCGGCACAGGCAACCAGACAUGCCAGGCCUGUUUGUCACACUUGCAAGCGACUCAGACCAUCAACUUGAGCGGCCGCCCGUACAGCAGGUCUACUCUGAACGAGACUCUUAUGGAGAAGGGCAGUAAGGUGUUUGCAGUGUGCCAGUUCUGUGGAGACCUGACUCAGACUUUCCACAAGCUGCACCAUCUGAAAUACAGGCUCUUUAGGGAGUGUAAAAAUGAGGCACUGUCUAAACAUGGUGUACUCAACAAAAAUGUGUUUUUACAUAUCUACAUGUAG